Molecule: messenger RNA, 1350 nt
Organism: Musa acuminata subsp. malaccensis (wild Malaysian banana)
Lineage: Eukaryota; Viridiplantae; Streptophyta; Magnoliopsida; Zingiberales; Musaceae
Product: ADP-ribosylation factor GTPase-activating protein AGD12
Molecular function (GO): GTPase activator activity; phospholipid binding
Source: RefSeq, a predicted model, not a curated record
GGUUACCCCGUCGAAACAAGCUGAUCCAUAAAGGUCGAUGGCCUCGGCGAUCUCGUUGGCUUGCUCGAAGCUUACGUUGGAUCGGUUCGUCCUCGAAAACCCGGGGUCAAGAGAAAUCUGUGAUCAAAAUUUGCUGAAGCAGGGAUGAGCGGUCACAACUAUGAUCAUGGGAAAUCUACCUCGAGUAAGAGGCAAAAAUUGAAGGAGUUGUUGCUUAAAAGUGAUAACCGUAUUUGUGCUGACUGUGGUGCCCCUGAUCCGAAGUGGGCGUCUGCCAAUAUUGGGGUAUUUAUAUGCCUAAAAUGUAGCGGUGUACAUAGAAACCUGGGCACACAUAUCUCAAAGGUUCUGUCCGUAACAUUAGAUGAAUGGUCUGAUGUGCAAAUCAACUCUAUGAUAGAAGUUGGUGGAAACUCUUGUGCCAAUGCAAUUUAUGAGGCUUUUCUUCCUGAGGGAUAUGCCAAGCCUAACUCAGAUUCCAAUUAUGAAGAAAGAGCAAAUUUCAUUAGGUCCAAGUAUGAGUUGCAAGAAUUUCUCAAACCAAGUCUACGUAUUGUUCCUUCAAAAAAUACUUCAACAACCUGUGGUUCUGGGAAGGACAGUGACAGUGUUUCUGGUUCUGCAAGUGUAAAUAAAACAUCUCAGGCAGGGAUGGUGGAGUUCAUUGGCAUACUGAAUGUUAAAGUGAUUAAAGGCACUAAUUUAGCAGUUAGAGAUGUGCGAAGUAGUGACCCCUAUGUUGUUUUGACUCUUGGACAACAGAGAGCCCAGACGGCUGUUAUUAAGAGCGACCUGAAUCCAGUUUGGAAUGAGGAGCUUAAGCUAUCAGUUCCUCAAAACUAUGGAGCCCUGAAAGUGCAAGUAUUUGAUCAAGACGUGCUCUCUUCCAAUGAUAUAAUGGGUGAAGCUGAUGUGAACCUCCAGCCGAUGAUCACAGCCGCUACAGCAUUCGGUGAUCCUGACUUGCUUGCUGACAUGCAAAUUGGGAAGUGGCUGCAGUCAAAUGACAAUGCUCUCAUCAGAGAUAGCACCAUCAACAUCAUUGAUGGAAAGGUUAAACAGGAGGUGUCACUGAAGCUACAAAAUGUUGAAUCUGGAGGGAUCGAUCUAGAACUGGAAUGGAUUCCCUUGGCCCAAUAAAUCACUAACACUAUCAUAAUCCGAAAUCUAUCACCAUUUUCCUUGACUUUGCGACUGCUGCAUAGUCAACUGUAACAUGCAUAAAUGGUGAUUCAUUCUUCUGUUCCGAUAAUUCUGUGCCUGUCUGUCUCAAUUUGGAUCAUCCUGGAUAUAUUUUGUCUGUCGGUAACAAUUUUAGAACCAUCAAAGAUAAGCUUGAUAAGCCAUCCA